AUGGUUGAUCCUGGGAUCAGAAGAGGGAUCCGUCAUCCCUUGAGCUUCACCUGCUCCCUGCUCAUUGUGGGAAUGUGCUGUGUGUCUCCUUUCUUCUGUCAUAGCCAGACAGACCUACUGGCUCUUAACCAAGCUGAUCCUCAGUGCUGGGAAUCCUCCUCAGUGCUCCUCCUGGAAAUGCGAAAGCCUCCCAUUUCCAACACUGUGUCGGGCUUCUGGGAUUUUAUGAUCUACCUGAAGACAUCUGAGAACUUGAAGCAUGGAGCACUGUUUUGGGAUCUGGCCCAACUCUUCUGGGACAUCUAUGUGGACUGUGUCCUCUCCAGGAACCAUGGCUUAGGAAGGAGGCAGUUGUCUGUAAAGGAAGAGAAAAUCUCAGCAGCACAGUCACAGCACACAGGGGAUAAACAAGGUGCAUAUUCUCAUCUCCUAAGAGCCCCUUUCCUAAAGAAGAAAGAAUUGAUCGAAGAUUGGAUAAGCAUGUAUGUGCGCAGGAGUGGAUCUAGAUUCACUGGAAAAGUAAACCUGGAAAUAAAGAGAAAAUAA
Molecule: messenger RNA, 546 nt
Organism: Sciurus carolinensis (gray squirrel)
Lineage: Eukaryota; Metazoa; Chordata; Mammalia; Rodentia; Sciuridae
Gene: Fam237a
Product: family with sequence similarity 237 member A
Exons: 2
Coding region: 1-546 (181 amino acids)
Source: RefSeq, a predicted model, not a curated record